Candoia aspera is the source of this 3750-nucleotide messenger RNA. It is a transcript of the gene LONRF1, whose product is annotated as LON peptidase N-terminal domain and ring finger 1. The transcript has 12 exons. Gene Ontology annotation, molecular function: ubiquitin protein ligase activity; protein binding. The record is from RefSeq and is a predicted model, not a curated record. The coding region runs from base 136 to 2307 and encodes 723 amino acids. NCBI's taxonomy places the organism in Eukaryota, Metazoa, Chordata, Lepidosauria, Squamata, Candoiidae.
CGCACAGGCUCCCUGCCCGACGGCCGUCCUAUUCCCCACCAGAGCGAGCGGUGGCGGCUGGAGUCGCAGACCGCCGCCCCCUCAACACCCCCCUCCCCGUCUGCGUCCCGGCAGAAGAAACGCGGGGGGGAAGAAAUGGCGUCCUCGCCGGUAGCGGUGAAUGCCGAGGCGGCUCUCGACCCGGCUAGCGGCGGCGGGCAGCCGGAGCAGGAGUGGCUGUUGCGGCGCGGGGAACUCCUGGCGCUGGGCAACCACCUGAAAGGGGCUCUGGAGACGUACUCGGCGGCGCUGCGCCUCGCCCCGCCGCCCCCCUCCGGCUCGCGGCGCCUCCUGGGCACCCUGGCGGACUGCCUCGACGGGCAGAAAGCUGGGGAGGGCGAAGAGCAGCCGCCACCGGCGCCCCCCAGCCGGGCGGCGGAGCUCUUCCGCUGCUGCGGCUGCUUCGGCUUCCUGGACGAGCCGGUGACGGCGUCGUGCGGGCACACCUACUGCCGCCGCUGCCUGCGGGAGAGGCUCCACGCCCGCUGCCGUCACUGCGGGGACCCGCUCCGGGGGACGUCGGUCGCCGUCGUCCUCGCGCACCUGGGGGAGAAGUGGUUCCCGGCGGAGUGCGCGAGGGGCCGGACGUGGCGCCGGCUCGGCGAAUUGCUGAGGCAGGGGCGGCCCCGCGUGGCUCGAGAAUCCGCCGACCAGGCCCUCCGAAAGGAUCCCAGUGAUUUAAUGUUAAGAAUUUACAGAGCUGAAUCUUAUGCUGGUCUCCAAGAAUUUAAAUCUGCACUAGAUGAACUGAAUGCUGUUACUGCUAAAAUGCCAAACUGGCCUGAGGUAUAUUUCAGAAGAGCAACAGUACUUAAUAAUGCUGGUUCUGUAGAAGAUGCCUUACAGGUCUUUCUUCACUGCCUAUCACUUGAUGAAGGAUUUAUUCUAGCAAAACUAGAAGUAGAAAAGAUAUUGUGCAAUUUGCUGUCACCAGAAAACGUGAAUAAGGGUUUGAAAGAAUCCGCUUUGAAUUCUUCAUAUGAUCGAAAUAAACAGCUUAUGCACAGCUCUGAAUUUGAAAUGGAAGAACCUUGUGAUUGUUUACAGCUCACCCCAGUGUCGGACUUAGAAGUGCCACAAGUUACAUUAGACACUGUUGGAGGAAAUUUGCAACGUGCCCAGUCUGCACAUUCUCUUGAUUCAGUAGAAAAAGAUGCCAAAGAUGAUGGAUUAAAAAGAGUUUCUUCUGAACCAUUCCUUUCUGGCCAAGAGAAAGGUGCUUUUUUAAAAAGGAAGUUGUCCUUUUCUGAACAAGAUAUCACUUUUUGUGAAGAUGGAAGGAAUAAACAUAAAAAAGGAGAAACUCCAAAAGGGAAUGCUACCUUUUCACUCAGUUGUGGAGCAGUUCCAGAAAAUUUGGUUGAUGUAGCAGAUUUUGAAUGCUCAUUGUGUUUGAGGCUUUUCUUUCAUCCUGUGACCACACCCUGUGGUCACACAUUCUGCAAAACCUGUUUACAGCGCUGUUUGGACCAUGCUCCUCAGUGUCCCCUCUGUAAAGAAAGCUUAAAAGAGUUUCUGGCACGUAGGGAGUACAGCACUACACAGUUGUUAGAAGAACUAAUAGUGAAGUAUUUGCCUACUGAAUUAUCUGAGAGAAAAAGAAUUAAUGACGAAGAAAUAGCUGAACUCUCAAGCUUGACCAAGAGUGUUCCUAUCUUUGUUUGCACUAUGGCCUACCCAACUGUGCCUUGCCCCCUCCAUGUGUUUGAGCCAAGAUACAGACUGAUGAUUCGAAGAAGUAUAGAAACUGGGACAAAACAAUUUGGAAUGUGUGUACAUGAUCCCCAAAAUGGAUUUGCAGAUUAUGGCUGCAUGUUGUACAUAAGAAAUCUUGACUAUCUGCCAGAUGGACGAUCUGUUGUGGAUACAAUUGGAUUAAAGAGAUUCCGAGUUAUUCAGAAAGGGAUGAAGGAUGGUUAUUGCACUGCAGACAUUGAGGAUUUAGAAGAUAUAAAGAUUAAAGAUGAAGGUGAGAUGAGAAAACUCCAAGAACUCCAUAAUUUUGUAUACAACCAGGCUUGUAGCUGGUUUCAAAGUUUAAGAAAUAAAUUUCAUAGCCAAAUACUCCAGCACUUUGGUCCGAUGCCAGAGAAGGAAGAAAACAUACAGGAAACCGCUAAUGGACCUGCUUGGUGUUGGUGGCUUCUAGCUGUUCUCCCUGUGGACCCUAGAUACCAGCUUUCAGUGCUUUCUAUGAGAUCUUUGAGAGAACGUUUGAUAAAAAUUCAAGCUAUAUUGACCUAUUUCUCCAGAGACCAGUCCAAAUGAUUUCCUGGACCUUAAUAAAACAUUCUGGCUGUAAUGUCAGCUGAUUUUUUUUCUUGCAGAAUUUGCACUUUUAGUACUGAUUUGAGAACUAUUAGGAAUAUUUUUCCUGUAUCAAUAAUUGUUCACAAGGACCACUUCAGUUAGAAGAAUGCCAUUAACAUUGCACACACAAAAUUAAUCUAGCAGCAGAAUGUUUAUUUGCACUAUAUACAAAUGGGAAUGUAUCAUAUUAUUGUCAAAAUGUUUCCACUGACUAUAACGAGUGGUGGAAAGUGCAAGAUUUAAAAUUUGUCAAUUCAAGUUUACAGUAUUGAUGAAUUCAAAAUCUUGCAAAUCAGAAUUUGUCUCAGCUACAGCAGCACCUUGUUGCUAUUUGCACAAGUAUUUAAAUGUAAUACUGACUGUUGCUAUAGCAAAAAAAUGUUUUAAAUACUUAAAUGUAAAUUUAGCACAAUUUUCUUGCAAAAUUAUUGUAUGAAUUUGGAGCCAUGUUAAAGAACAGUUGAAAAAUAUUUCAAAGCUGUUGCCACUGUGACUAUGUUACCUAUAGUUAGAAUUUGAGAGAGAUUAGAAUUAGACAUAGAUGACUACUAGUGAAUGUUAUUUGGAGUUAAUUGAAGGAUUAAACAAUCUCUCCAGUAUGUAACAAAAUAAAACAAAAAGCAGGCAUAGCAACACUGGUGGUCUCUGAUGGAGAAACCUUCAGCAGGAACAGGCCUUGUGGACUCCUGUUAGCUAUGAGAGGAAAAACUAGAGGUUUCCUUUCCUGACCUGGUUCCCAUGAGAAAUCAUUUAUCUACAUCAGUUUCAUGACUUCUGAAGCCUCCCUAUUUGGAGCAAAUCAGGCACAGUCACGGGAGCUGUGUGAUUUUGUGGUAACUUCUGGUACUUUUCUAAUGCUAGAAAAAGUUGGUGGGACACCAGGAGGAUGUUUUCAGAGUCAGAUUUCUUCCUCCAAGGUUGGAUCUUUAUUUCCAACCUUGGAGGGAGAAAUUUCAUGUAUCCCAUACCUUCUGGACUAUGUGUUCUCCAACACCCUAGCUUUGCAGUUAACAGAAAAAUCAUUCCUAAAUCUACACCCAUAAUACCAAGACUAGUUACAAAGUCUGCAUUUGGAAAAACAAUCAGUGAUUUUUAAAAAAUUUGCUGUGUCCCAUUAACUGCUCUUACAUGUAAGAUGCCCGUGUUUUGGAACUGUUGAAGUAUCCUUUUUUAAAUACUAAUUUCUGGAAAGCAAGUUUGGAAACCCAGAUUUCCAUGCCUUAUUAGUAUCAAAUUAUUCUGCAGCACACAAGAUGGCAGUCUGCUUGCCAAUAGGUUCAUUUUGUAAUUUGUUUUUAAAAUGUCUGUCUUGAAUGUGACUCAUUUUAUGAACUUAUUUCUUUAAAAAUCUUGCUUUUGCUAAUAUUUAAUUUUCAAUAAACCUAAAAUUAGUAUUUUUAA